GUGCUGAAGUGGUGAUUGUGUUUUGUUUACAUGUUGACAGUGGGGGCGUAUAAAAUAAAACGUGGCUAUGCCCGUAACAUCAUUUUUUAAUUUCUGUCAUUUGUGUAAAAAUAAAGCAAUGUCCAUUACUCGGUCUACAUAUUUUGACUUCACAGUUUAUACGUUUUUGCUUAUUUCAACAAUUUUCAUAAAUAAGUAUGUACUGUCAGUGUUAAAGUUUACCUACCCCACUGUGUUUCAAGCAUGGCAAACUCUAAUUGGUGCAGUUAUUUUAAAAUACCUUACAGUGAAAAAGAAAUUGGACGUUUCAUGUUUGGAUAGAUCAUCAGCCACACAUCUACUUCCACACUGUGUUUUUUUUGUUGGUGCUAUUGUGGCAGGUUCAAAGGCUCUUUCAAGACUACCCAUCCCGGUGUUCGCGUCGGUGUGCAACCUGCCGCUGGCGUGCACGGCGCUGCUGGACGGGUGCGCGGGGGUGGGGCCGGGCGCGGGGGCCUCCGCCCGCCUGCUGCCUGUGACGGCUGCGCUGCUGGUGGUGGGCGCCGGCGUCUGCACCAUCAUCGUCGACGCCAGCCUCCCGUUUGCUGAUUCCGGCUAUUCAUGGUUGUUAGCGCACGUGGUGUUCCUCACAGCUCAAAUUCUUCAUGCGAGAGUUUGUGACCCUCGCUACACAGAAUUUGAUAAAAUAUAUUACAGCAACAUUUUCAGCGUGGUGAUCCUGGCGCCGUCCAGCCUGUACCUGGAGGAGGCGUUCUCCGCGCUGCAUUUCCAGCACCGGCGCCAGCUGCGCUUCUACGCCGGCUGCGCGUGCAGCGGGGUGCUGGGCGUGCUGCUGCAGCUGUGGGCGGCGCGCGUGCGGGCGUGCGCCGGGCGCGUGGGCGUGGGCGCGAGCGGGGAGCCGGGCGGGGCGCAGGCGCGGGCGCCGGCGCUGGCGCGGCUGCUGGGCAGCGCAGCCUCCGUCUGCGUCUUCCCCUCCGAUCACCAGCUGGGGCUCGCCGCCUGGCUCUUCGUCGCGCUCAACCUGCUCGCCGCCACCUGCAUCCCGGCCUCAGCCGCCGCCGGGCCCGACCACGCCCCCCUCGACGACAAGCACGUCAGCGCGCUCAACGUCUAGCCCCUCCACACUCCACUCGCGAUCCGAGUCAGCGGAGACUCGACAUCCCGGGAGGGGACGCGGCCUGUACCGCCCGAAGGCAAUUUACGCGGUUCAAGGUCAUCGCUAAGUGGUCAGGGCAUCCACAUACCUCCUUUCUGACUCGCGAUUUAAACACACGUCGCUCUCAUGUGGAAUUUCUGAGGUGAAAUGUGGGCUCGCGGCAGGUUUUCUCGGGGUUCUCCCGUUUCUCGAGUAUCGCCAUUCAAAUCAUAAAACAAACUUCACCCAUCCACCAGAAUCGUUCACAUCAGGUGGGGUCGAAAGCUGGGGUCCGAGGAUCGCAAUAUACGUACACUCCGCUCUGUUCGCCAACGCCGCCGCGCUUCCCCUCCCGGUGCAACGGCUCUUUACCCUCACUCAGGCCGUCGGGCGUCUCCUACGGCGCGUUGCUGGAUGGAAGCUGCACCACUAGGACGACUUUCCGUUGUCGGGUUCUCGUAUCGCGGAUGAUUGCUGUUGGGGCGCAGAAAGAUGAUGGUUGACGGGAGAGAGAAAAAGAGGGGAGACUUCGUCAAAUACGACCUUGAACCUCCUAAAUUUUCGGUUGGUCAGCACAUCGGCCCUACCUGCUUCAACAUUGUAAAAGAGAAAACCCACUUCCUGCGGCCGCACAGGGCGGCACGGUGCAGCACCGGCCAAAAUGUUUGACAUGGUAUUCAAUUACAUG
Molecule: messenger RNA, 1823 nt
Organism: Gryllus bimaculatus (two-spotted cricket)
Lineage: Eukaryota; Metazoa; Arthropoda; Insecta; Orthoptera; Gryllidae
Source: the annotation of a GenBank genome assembly